Molecule: messenger RNA, 2598 nt
Organism: Eremothecium gossypii ATCC 10895
Lineage: Eukaryota; Fungi; Ascomycota; Saccharomycetes; Saccharomycetales; Saccharomycetaceae
Gene: PRP2
Product: DEAH-box RNA-dependent ATPase PRP2
Exons: 1
Coding region: 1-2598 (865 amino acids)
Cellular component (GO): intracellular anatomical structure; catalytic step 2 spliceosome
Molecular function (GO): RNA binding; ATP binding
Source: RefSeq, marked provisional
AUGUCUGAUCCAGAUGUGGUGGGUGGUACCGGCAAACGUCGUAUAAAGCGCAAGUUUGACGAAGAUAUAGAACAGGACAUUCGAGCACCGACGGCGGAGGUCAGGAACACGGGAUCCGAGCACGGUGCGGGUGCAACAGAGGAAAUAUAUGGCACUACAGACAGUGCACAGAUGCAGGAGCUGCGCCGCCUGGCGCGGCAGCGCUAUCUGGACCGGCGGGAGAGGGAAAAGCUAGACUGGGCAAUACGGGACCUUGCAUUGUUAGAAGAAGACGUAAAGAAGUACGGAUGGGACAAGCUGACGGAACGGGAGCGAAGAGAGAUUGGGACCAAGCGGCAGCUCGUGCAAAUUGUGCGCGAGCGCGAUGCGGCGGCGGCGGCGGCGGAGCGUCGAUUCCAUAUGCCCGGCGAGACCGUUGUGGAGGCUACUGCGCGGCAGGAGAAGAGCUGGGAGGAGCAGCAGGUGCAAAAGGCGGUGCGCGCGGAGGGGCGCUCGGACAUAAUUGAGGUGGAGGGCUCUGAACAGUACGAGUUUGUUCUGGACUCGCGGUCCGUUGUGCGCUUUACAGAGGAAGAGACGCUGGCUCCCGGCGAGCGUGUCGAGAAGCAGCUCGAACAGAAGCUCGAGAAGGAAAUUAAGCGCGUGGCGUCGAUUCAAGAAACUAGGAGGCAGCUUCCUGUGUAUGCGUACCGCGACGAGCUUCUGAAGGCGGUGCGCGACCACCAAGUACUGAUAGUUGUCGGUGAGACAGGCUCGGGGAAGACCACACAGCUGCCACAGUAUCUCGUCGAGGAUGGGUACACGCAGGAUGGCAAGUUGCUGAUUGCGUGCACGCAGCCGCGGCGUGUCGCCGCGACAUCCGUGGCUAGCCGCGUGGCGGAUGAGAUGGGGGUGCUGCUUGGACGCGAGGUCGGCUACCAGAUCCGGUUUGAUGACAGGACGACCGCCGACGUGACAUUGCUGAAGUACAUGACAGAUGGUAUGCUGCUCCGCGAGUUUCUCGCGGACCCAGAGCUGAGCCGCUACAGCUGCAUCAUGAUCGAUGAGGCCCACGAGCGCACUCUGGCGACGGAUAUCCUGCUGGGCUUACUCAAGGAUGUCCUGCUACAGCGAAAAGACCUCAAGCUGCUGAUCUCCUCUGCUACGAUGAAUGCCUCGCGCUUUUCGGAGUUCUUCUACAAUGCCCCCAUUUUUAACGUUCCCGGUAGGCGUUAUCCCGUGGAUAUACACUACACUCUACAACCAGAGGCCAAUUACGUGCACGCAGCGAUUUCCACCAUAUUCCAAGUGCAUACCUCGCAGCCUCUGCCGGGUGAUAUCCUCGUGUUUCUGACCGGACAAGACGAGAUAGAGACCGUGCGCGAGAAGGUCGAAGAGAUAGCCUUCAAGCUCGGAAAGAAUAUCAAGCCAAUGAUCAUCAACCCCAUAUACGCCAAUCUGCCGCAGGAGCAGCAGAGCCGCAUCUUUGAGCCGACCCCGAAGAAUGCCCGCAAGGUCGUUCUUGCUACAAACAUUGCCGAAACAUCGCUGACUAUUGAGGGCAUCAAGUAUGUGAUCGACCCGGGCUUCGUCAAGGAAAACUCCUACAUGCCGCAGACGGGCAUGACGCAGCUGCUCACCGUGCCCUGCAGCAAAGCCUCGGUCGACCAACGUGCCGGGCGAGCGGGCAGAGUCGGGCCUGGCAAGUGCUACCGCCUGUUCACAAAGUGGUCGUACCACAACGAGCUGGAGAGCCUGCCGAAGCCCGAGAUCCUGCGCACAAGCCUGUCACAAGUAGUGCUGCUGCUGCUGUCGCUCGGUGUCACGGACCUCCUCAAGUUUCCCAUGCUCGACAAACCAAGCAUUGCCAACCUCAGCCGCUCCCUGGAGCAGCUCUACGUCCUCGGCGCGCUCAACAGCAAGGGUACCAUCACCAAGCUCGGCAGAAUGAUGUGCGAGUUCCCUUGUGCGCCCGAGUUCGGCAAAGUCUUGCACAGCAGCGCGGCCGACGACCGCUGUGCCGGUGUCCUCGAGGAUGUCGUGACCAUCGUCGCCAUGCUGCAUGAAACUGCCAGCAUUUUCGCCCCAGGCAAAGAGCGCAAGAAGGUUCUGGGUCCGCAGUCCAGCGACCACAUGCUCUACCUAGAGAUUUACAACGCCUGGGCUGCAGAAGACUUCCGCAAGGGCUGGUGCCAUGACCACCACGUGCAGUUCCGUACGCUCUCCCGCGUCCGUAGCAUCCGCGAACAGCUGUGGCGCUGCUGCGACAAGCUGGGUCUCGUCGCCUUAAAUGCCCUUUUCCGCAAAGACCACCCUCAUCUCGCUGCCCAGCGCGACCAGCGCGUCGCCAAGGCCUUCCUCUCCGGCUUCCCCUUCAACGUCGCCCAGCUUACGCCCAAUGGCUAUCGUACGAUGGGCAAGCACGGCGGGAUGACCAUACACAUACAUCCAACCAGUCUACUCUACACGCACAAUCGCGAGUCGGGCAAGCCCCCGAAGCACCUGCUCUACCAGCAAUUGAUGCUCACUAGCAAGGAGUUUAUGCGCGACUGUCUGCCUAUACCAAGAGAAACCUGGCUCAAGGAGAUGGUGCCGCAGCUGUUUGGCGCUCUUCCAUGA